Penicillium egyptiacum is the source of this 897-nucleotide messenger RNA. The record is from the annotation of a GenBank genome assembly. NCBI's taxonomy places the organism in Eukaryota, Fungi, Ascomycota, Eurotiomycetes, Eurotiales, Aspergillaceae.
AUGAUCUCUGAGUUUAGCAAAUUACUGAUUAUGGAAUACAAUGAGAAGGGAUGUAAUCCGCAUUUAUUCAUUGUGGAGAUAUGCCGUCCCUUUCCCUGGCCGCAAACAAGGCAGAUGGUGCAUCGAAAAAUCACAACAGCGAACCACCUGGGCAAUGUUUCGGGAAAUCAGGAAUCGAGCUCCCACCUAACUUGCAGGGAUCGUGACUUAGAAAUUCUAAGUCCGAUUAAGUCCGAAGUGGGAUGCAUCCUAAACUCCGAAAAAGCCGAAGGUGCAGUCAAGCAACUGCAAGAGUCUAGCACUGAUGGCUCUUUGACGCCCAUUGUUAUCGACCUUGACCAAGACGAAUCUAUCACUACCGCGGCCAAGUUCGUUGAAGAGAGUUUCGGAUCGCUGGAUAUUCUUAUCAACAACGCCGGCAUCAACAGAUCGUCCGACCCAAACGCUACUCUACGUGAGAGCUACCGAGCUGUGUUUGAAACAAAUGUAUUCGGCGUGGCAGUGAUGACUGCAACUUUCCUACCACUCCUACGCGCCUCGAAGUACCAUGACCGACGUAUUGUGAACGUAACGAGCGGCCUUGGUCAAAUUGGCAUCGCGUACUCGCCAACUUCAGAAUAUAAUGCUAAGAUGUGGGAGCUGCCCGUCUACCGUGGUAGCAAGUCUGCGCUCAAUAUGAUUAGUGCUGUUAAUGCUAUCAAUCUCGAGAAGGAGAACAUUCUCGCUGUUCUAGCUGCCCCAGGCUUCUGUCGCACCAACUUCGGAGGUGGCCAGGGCGUUAAAUCAGCAGAGGAGGGGGCUCGGCCUAUCCUGCGGGCUGCUACUGAGGGUUCGCCAAAAGAACUAUUUGGAAAGCUUGUGGACGAUGAGAACACGUUGGUCGAGUUCGGCUGGUAG